UCAUCUAUGCAACUUCUAAAAUGCCUGUCAAAGAAGUUAUUUUCUGCAUAUUCGGGUGUCUGCAGAAAUAGUUGUUGAUAUAUCUUUUACCUUUCUUGGGCCAAGGUAGGGCAAAUGAACAAAAAGUUCAUCUCCAAUAUCGUUUGUAUUAUAGAGAGUAUAUAUUCUUUCAUUUGGGGGAGUUUCGAUCCAUCGUCCUGUUUCAAUUGGUAGAUAAUUGUUUGAAGUUUUGAAAUUAAGUAACGCCCUCCGAUCAUUUUUAUGUAAUGAAUUCAGGUAGCUCCUCUUGAAGAUUUUCUGUGUGUGAUUUCCAGGUCUGUAGAUUGAUUUCUUUAAGUCUGUUUACAACAGGUGCUUUCAGACUAUGUUUUAGGACCUGACAUUGUAGUCCAAAUAUAACUCAUUCCAAUUUUGUCCUCAAAACAGGUGCAACCAAGCAAUCGUAACUGACAAUCACAAGACAAAUUAAGUAAUCCACAUUUGUUUAAAACAAAAUGCAUAGUCUUGGCGGCCUUCUCAGCUAAAUUCUUUUUAAUCAAGGUGGAUGGAUAAAUUUUUGCAUUGUGAUUCCUAGGUAUAUAUACUGAAAGGCAAACGAAACGUCGUAGUAUUGGAAAUGACAUUUAAGCAUCAAAGGAGUAUUUGAACCUUUUUUAAAAAAAUAUACACCGGAAGUUUGUGGAAAACAUGGAUCGUGGUCAUUCGUGCAUUCAGGAAUAUAUUGCCGUCUGGAAUGGCAAUCUUUCACUUGUUGAUCGUGAUGACUUUGUACAUGGCGUGGACUUAGUACCUACACGUGACGUCAUAGAUAAUACCGUCAACUUGUACGGUGAACUACUGAUAGACUUUCUGGUAGGCAUAAAUUUCUGUAUGCUGAACGGUCGAUAUGAGACUGGGAACAACUUUACUUAUAUCAGUCCACAGGGACGUUCAGUUGUGGAUUAUGUGUUGGUGCCCCACGAGCAAAUCCCCUUAAUCUCAGACUUUCAAGUGUUACCAAUAUCGUCGAUAAUUGAUCAGUACAAUGCUGAUGUUCCGUGCUCUCUCCCGGACCACUCCAUACUGCAGUAUACUCUUGACCUGUCAGGAUUUGUGACGCCACACGAUGAUGUCGCCCCAUUGAGCAGUGAUGUCACAAGCAGUACAAAAUGGUACAGUUGUAAGCAUAUCCCUAAAGGCUUCCUAAACAAUGACUCCUCUGUACUUCUUAUCUCUCAAACAAUCGACAGAAUCCAGAAAACUGUUGACAAUGCAAACGAAAUCGACCAUGCGUACGAUGACUUUGUCGACCUGAUACAUCAGGAGAUGGAAGACAAGUUGCCUGUUCUCAAGAAGAAUUCUGGACCCGUACCUAAGAAGUCGUUCAAGAAGCCGUACUGGUGUAAUGAACUGCAAAAUCAGUGGGAUAUGACGUCACGGUGUGAACGGGAGUGGCUACGUAGUAAAGCCGGUGUGUGUGUGAAGGCGAGAUUGAAGCAGAAAUACUGUGAUGAAAGACGAAAGUUUGACCGAUUGAACCGAAAAUUAAAACAGCAACACCAAAAGCAAAAACAGUUCAACCUCCUGGAUAAACUGAAUCAAGCCGAUGCUGACUUCUGGAAAAUAAUCGGCAAUCUUGGAAUCGCAAAUGAGAGAAAACAGAAACUUCCUAUGGAGGUGAAACUGGAAGACGGUACUGUCGUGAGUGACGUGCAUUCUGUGCUGAGCAAUGGGGAAAGUGACUUAUAGAGGCUGUAUUCCGGAGCAGACGGCGACGACUACGACAACCGUUAUCUAGGUGAGGUGAAGCGUGAGGUUGAACUAUUAACUAACGGUAAUGCUGCGCGGCACGAGGAGAGCGCUCUCAACGCACCGAUCUCACGUAAAGAAGUGCGCAGAGCUGUGCACCGGGCGAAGAACGGUAAGGCAGAGGGUAUAGACAAUAUCAAAGCUGCAGUUCUUAAAAACGACGCCUGUAUCGAGAUAUUGUAUAACCUAUUCACCAAAUGUUUUGAUAGUGGCAUCACUCCAAGUGCAUGGAAACAGUCGAUCAUUAACCCUUUAGUGAAAAGUGACACCGAUGUGCGUUCACCUCGAACCUAUAGAGGGAUCUCCCUAAUAUCUGUACCCUGCAAGAUCUAUUGUGAUGUCCUCAAUCAUCGUGUCUCAUCUUGGCUGGACUCUAGUAACAUCUUGUCAGAUUCUCAAAACGGAUUUCGCAAACACCGAAGCUGCUUUGAUCACAUAUACAGUUUGUACACACUGCUGAAGACUAGGCUGGAUUGUAAGCAAUCAACUUAUACUUGUUUUAUCGACCUUAGAAAGGCUUUCGAUAAUGUAGACUGGAACUGCUUAUGGUUGAAGCUGCUACGUGCAGGGAUCAACGGGAAGAUGUUCUCUACCAUACAGUCUCUCUACCAUAAAACCUCUAGUGCAGUACGUGUCAAUAACCUUAUGACGUCAUUCUUUCAAGUGUCAACGGGGGUGAGGCAAGGCUGCACCCUGUCCCCCACUCUGUUCUCCCUCUACAUCAAUGACCUGGCGGAGGAGAUUACCAACCUCAAUGACGGUGUAUCUGUAGACGAACUCUGUGUCUCCAUAUUACUAUAUGCAGACGAUAUAGUUCUAUUAGCCCCAAGUGAAGACAAACUACAGCGAAUGUUGGACGUGGUGACACGGUGGUGUUCUAGAUGGCGUCUGAGUAUUAACACGGAUAAGGCAAAGGUUGUGCACUUCAGACGGUUUAACAUUGAUAGAUCUAAUUAUCAGUUUCGAUGCUGCAACACGGCCUUAUCAUACAGUGAUUGUUGCAAGUACUUAGGACUGUGGUUUGAGGAACACCUUGAUAAAAAGUUCACAGUAAAGGAGAUCGCAAAAAGUGCGAGCCGUGCUCUGUCUCUACUCAUCACUAAAUAUAGACAAUGUGGUGAUAUGGCAUAUGAUGUGUUCACAAAACUCUAUGAAUCAACAGUGCAGCCUAUCUUACUCUACUGUGCAUCUAUUUGGGGACUAUAUGGACAGCGUGAAAUACGUAACAUACAAAACAGAGCUGGUCGUUUCUUCCUGGGUGUACCUCGUAAUACGUCUAACUGUGCUGUUCAGGGUGAACUUGGUUGGAGGACUUGUCUCACUAAACAGCGGAUAGAGAGUUUCCGUUGUUUUGUCAAAUUGUAUCAUAUGUCAGAGGACAGACUUACGAAUAAGGUAUUUAGGUGAUCCAUGAAUCGAAAAGGUUCUUUUGCUUUUAACCCUGUUAAAUUGGGUAGACAGUUGCUGUUGUAUGAUACUUUGUUAUCGCCGACUUCUGGUAUCAAUUCCAAAAUAUCAGUCAUUAAACAACGUUUGUGUAGAUUAGAUGAGGAAAAGGGGUUUUCAGAGCUUUGGGACGACAAAGGCAAGGUUAACGGCAAUAAGUUACGCACAUACAGGUUGUUUAUAAACGAUUGUAGACCAGAACUGUAUGUAAGAUAUAUUAUGUCUAGACAUAGGAGAAGUAAUCUAAGUAAAUUACGCUGUGGUAUCUUACCUCUUAAUAUUGAAAAUGGACGUUAUAGCAAGCCCCCCACACCCAUAAAUCAAAGAUUAUGCCCCUUUUGUGACUCUGUAGAGUCUGAAGCCCAUUUUCUUUUAAAUUGUGCUUUUUACCAUGAUCUUAAAAGUAACUUUAUAGACGAAUUUAGUUUUAGCCCAGAUGAUAGUGACCAUCUGAAAUUUAUUAUGAUAAUGAAGACUACUGCAAUCAAGGUUCUUAAACUUU
Haliotis rubra (blacklip abalone) is the source of this 3736-nucleotide messenger RNA. RefSeq lists its product as uncharacterized. The record is from RefSeq and is a predicted model, not a curated record. The transcript has 2 exons. Bases 688 to 1728 code for a protein of 346 amino acids. NCBI's taxonomy places the organism in Eukaryota, Metazoa, Mollusca, Gastropoda, Lepetellida, Haliotidae.